GCCCUCUUAGGCUUUUCUCUGUCUAUGUAUAUCUUGUAUCUUGCACGUGGUCUAAAAGACGUUGUUUGAUGAAUCUCGUAAAACGUUUCAACAAAAAUAAUAUCGAUUUUUAAAAACGAUUUAUAUAGAAAGCUAUUGACCUUAAAAUCGCAUAAAAUUAUGUGUUAAAGAUGGUUAGACAUAACAAUCAAUUGCCGGAUAAUCUUCCACAACUGCAGAAUCUUAUUAAACGUGAUCCAGAGUCUUACAAAGAAGAGUUUCUUCAACAAUAUCUGCAUUACAAAUCUACUUUAGAAGUCUUUCGUUUGGAACCUACACAGUUUAACAAAAGUCUCGAUGAAUUGAUAACCUUCUUGGCUCAGGUAGCCCAUUGUUAUCCAGAUGAUUUAAAAACAUAUCCUCAAGAAAUUGUUGAUAUAUUACAAACUCAUAAUACUAUAUUAGACAAUGAAAUGCGUAUGACAUUCUGUAAAGCAUUGAUCCAGCUGCGCAACAAAUCACUUUUAGAACCUAUUGCACUUCUCAGUUUAUUUUUUGAACUUUUAAAAUGUCAAGAUAAAAUUUUAAGACAAUUUCUCAAAGUGCAUAUAAUCACAGAUAUUAAAAAUGUCAAUACAAAACAUAAAAAUACUAAAGUUAAUACAGCGCUACAAAACUUUAUGUUUUCCAUGUUAAAAGAUUCUAAUGCCAAAGCUGUGAAGAUGUCUAUAGAUAUUAUGAUAGAAUUGUAUAACAAAAAUGUUUGGAAUGAUGUUAAGACUGUUAAUGUUAUAGCAACAGGUUGCUUUUCUAAAAUAACAAAAGUAGUAGUUGCUAGUUUAAAAUUCUUUUUGGGAACUGAUCCAGAAGACAAAGGUAGUGAUGAUAGUGAUUCAGAUGAUGAACCAAAUAUGAAGGAAAUUAUGAUGGCUAAUAAAGUAAAUAAAAAAACAAAAAAACGACAGAAGCAAUUACAGAAAGCUAAACAAUUAUUUGUGAAAGCAAAAAAGAAGAAAUCUAAGGCCCCACAAUAUAAUUUUUCAGCGUUACAUUUAAUUCACGAUCCUCAGGAUUUUGCUGAAAAGCUGUUCAAACAGUUAGAAAAGAAAAAUGAUAGAUUUGAAGUUAAGCUAAUGAUUUUAGAUGUUAUCUCUAGACUCAUUGGCUUGCAUAAUUUAUUUCUCCUGAAUUUUUAUCCAUAUAUACAAAGAUUUCUUCAACCUCAUCAACGAGAGGUUACCAAACUCUUGCAAUUUAUAGCACAAGCUUCCCAUGAAUUGAUACCACCUGAUGUGUUAGAACCGGUCUUAGAAACUUUAGUAAAUAAUUUUAUAACAGAAAGAAAUUCCGCAGACGUGAUGGCUAUAGGUCUAAAUACCGUACGCGAGAUAUGUACACGAUGUCCAUUGGCCAUGAAUGAGGUUCUACUUGAAGAUUUAAUACGAUAUAAACAGUAUAAGGAGCGUUCUGUUAUGAUGGCAGCGCGUUCUCUAAUUGGAACAUUCAGACGUCUAAUGCCUCAUUUAUUACGUAAAAAAGACAGAGGUCGUCUUACAGAAGCCAACAUUAUGAUAAAGCCUUCAAAAUAUGGUGAAAUUCAAGCAAAUGAGUUCAUAUCAGGAGCAGAAAUUCUUUAUGAUCAACAUACCGAGAGUAAUAAAGAUACUGAUAGUACAGAAGUAAGAAAUGAUGAUGAUGAUGAUGAUGAUGAUGAUGACGACGACGACGACGACGACGACGAUAAUGAUGAUGAUGAUGAAUGGUUUGAUAUAAGCCAAAGUAGUGAAGAAGAAAUCAGCGAUGAUGAAUCGACAGCAAAGGAUAUAGAAACGACGAAAUCUUCCAUUAAUGAAAAUGACGAUAAGAAUUUAUCUUGUAGCGAGAACAAUAGUACAGAGAAUAGUACAGAGAAUAUUUGUGAAGCAAAUAGCAGAAAACGAAAAAUAAAUGAAGUCUUACAAAAGAAAAACAUCUUAACAAAGCAACAAAAGAAGGCACAGAAAUUAGAAAUGAAGGAAAAGCAUAAGUCAGAACAAAAUGUGGAUUUAACAACUGAGAAAAAAACAAAAGCAUCUCUAAUUUCCAUUGAACGAUUGCUCACGGAUAAAGAUUUUAGAAAAAUUGAUAUCGCAUUAGCAAAGCAACAAGUAACAUUCGCUAGAAGCGGCAUUAAAAGAACGCACGAUCAAAUUGAGAGGAAUCAAAAUGGAGAAUUGGUAAAAUUAAGCGAUAUAGAAAAUAUAUAUAAAAAACGCAAACAUGACAAGGCUGCUCGACAGGAAUCUGUAAAAAAGGGGCAAGAACAAAGAGAUAAAUUUGGUUUUAAAGAUCGGCGACAAAAUGCAAUGUGCAGUAGAACGAAUCGUGAGAAGAGGAAAGGAAAAGCAUUCUCAAUGCUGAAACAGAAAUUAAAAGGAAAAGUAAAACGAUCCUUUAGAGAAAAACAGAUAGCUCUAAAAAAUCAUCUGCUCAAACAAAGAAAAAUGAAAUAAUUGAUAUAUUGUUUAGCUCCUUUUUCUAUC
This is a messenger RNA of Camponotus floridanus (Florida carpenter ant), 2501 nucleotides long. It is a transcript of the gene Mys45A, whose product is annotated as protein SDA1 homolog. NCBI's taxonomy places the organism in Eukaryota, Metazoa, Arthropoda, Insecta, Hymenoptera, Formicidae. The coding region runs from base 171 to 2471 and encodes 766 amino acids. Gene Ontology annotation, cellular component: nucleolus. The transcript has 9 exons. The record is from RefSeq and is a predicted model, not a curated record. Gene Ontology annotation, biological process: ribosomal large subunit biogenesis; ribosomal large subunit export from nucleus.